This is a messenger RNA of Nicotiana attenuata, 1662 nucleotides long. RefSeq names its product protein SENSITIVE TO PROTON RHIZOTOXICITY 1-like. Gene Ontology annotation, biological process: response to aluminum ion; response to acidic pH. Lineage: Eukaryota; Viridiplantae; Streptophyta; Magnoliopsida; Solanales; Solanaceae. The record is from RefSeq and is a predicted model, not a curated record. The transcript has 3 exons. The coding region runs from base 1 to 1551 and encodes 516 amino acids.
AUGCAUGUAGCCGUGGGAUUAAUUGGUGGGCUCCCCGUUCCACCUUUUGAAACAACAAUAUUCAUUGUUGUUAUAUAUCCUUUAAUUUCCCGUUUUUUUCUACUCAUAAUUCAACUUAGAACAGCGAGAAGAGCAUCUGGGUUAUCUUCAGUCUGGUUCGAAUAUAGAACCUGCUGCUCUUCAUCUGGCAAUGAAUUGCUGAAAGCUGUGCCCUCAAAUAACCACUCAAUUACCAAUUACACUUUGCAUCAACAGAACUGGGAAAGUUUCUCAUUUCCAGAUCAGCAGUCUAGGAUUGAGCACGCAUCUCGCAUGGAACAUCAGGUUAAUCAAAGGAAUGAUUUUACCAGAAUUCAGGAUUGGGAUCCAAGAGCCAUGCUAAAAAAUAUGUCUUUUCUUGAACAAAAGAUUCAUCAACUCCAGGAGCUGGUGCGUAUAAUUGUUGACCACAGAAGUCUAGUUGGGAUUCAGGGAAAUGACCUUUCAAUUCAGCAACAACAGCUAAUAACUGCUGAUCUUACCUCUAUUAUUGUUCAAUUAAUAUCAACUGCAGGGAGUCUUCUUCCAACCGUGAAGCAUCAUACACUUUCCUCCGCGGACCCAACCACUAAGCAACCUGCACAGUCUGGUGGUGUUUCGGUUCCUUCUGGAAAAGUUAUUAAUGCCGGUUCACUACCACACAGUGUUAAUGUAACUAAGGCGGAAGAUCAGCCCAACCACGUUGAUCUAAUGGGCGAUUGUGGGAUUGAACAAAAUUAUGCUGCUGAUGAACAUGAGGCAAAAGAUGAAGAUGAAUUCCAUGACGAAGAGAACCUUCCUCCUGGUUCCUACGAGAUUCUGCAGCUGGAGAAAGAGGAAAUUCUUGCACCUCACACUCACUUUUGCACAAUUUGUGGGAAGGGAUUUAAGAGAGAUGCUAAUUUGCGGAUGCACAUGAGGGGUCAUGGGGAUGAGUACAAAACUCCAGCUGCUCUUGCAAAGCCUCACAAGGAUCCCAGCUCUGGGACGACGACUCUUAUUAAAAGGUAUUCCUGUCCUUGUGUUGGUUGCAAGCGCAACAAGGAGCAUAAAAGGUUUCAGCCGUUAAAAACUAUCCUAUGUGUGAAAAACCAUUACAGAAGAACCCACUGUGAGAAAAGCUAUGCUUGUAGUAGGUGCAAUCUGAAGAAAUUUUCAGUUAUUGCAGAUCUUAGAACACAUGAGAAGCAUUGUGGUAAAGAUAAAUGGCUUUGUUCUUGUGGAACAACCUUUUCCAGGAAAGAUAAGCUUUUUGGACACGUUUCCCUUUUCCAAGGACAUACACCUGCAAUUCCUCUAGAUGAAACCAAAGGUUUUGCUGAGACAUCUGAUCAAGGCCACACCGGUAAAGCAACGACAGAGGCUGGAGAGAUCAGUUUUGAGUUAUAUGUUCAGAAUGGUAGUGGGCUUCAAAAUACUAAAAAUGGCGAACUCCAAGAGUUUCCCCAGCCACCAUUUGAGGACCCAGAAAACUCAUUCUCUUAUCUGCUGUCAGGUUCAUGUAAUUACCCUCAGAGGGCUGGGAAAAUAUAGGUUCUACUGAACUGGAAUAGAUCAAAGUGAAUUUGUCAUUGAUUUGAUAUGGUGGUCUGGUUUCUUGUUAUGUCAGUUCCUUUUGGGAAUAAGUGAAGUCUUUUCUUAGUA